CUGCAAGCUGUUUUUUGUCAGCUGGUGGCUGCGACUCCCAGCUACGUCAACUAUCUAGCAAGACAACAACAAGUUAACUUGAGCCAACAGCGAGCUUUAAAAAUGAGUAUACAGAGGGCUCGACCUCCACUGCACGAAUUUAAAGAACUUUAACUAAGAGUCAGCCUUAACCGCGUCAUCCAGCGUUGGCAAGCCUCAUGAAAAAGAGAGUUGUAUUGUCCUAGCUUGCUAGCUAACGUUAGCUAUUUGUCUUGUGAGUUACCGACAUGGCUACUAGAGAGAUGUCUUUACGGCAGACAUACCGUCACCCACCGGCGAGCAUAAAGCAGGAGCAGGAUGACGACUCGGACGUGGAGGAAACUCACCUGGGGCUGAGGAGGUCAGACGGGCUGGAGUCUCAGAUCAUUCACAGCGGACACUUUAUGGUGUCCUCGCCUCAUUGCGAGCACCCUCCGAAAAAAGGCUACGACUUCGAUACUGUCAACAAGCAGACCUGUCAGACCUAUCAUUUUGGCAAGGCGAGCAUGUCGCACCUCUCCAUAGACGCUUCCCUCACCAAACUCUUUGAGUGCAUGACUCUUGCGUACAGUGGUAAGUUGGUAUCUCCCAAAUGGAAGAACUUCAAAGGUCUAAAACUGCUUUGGAGGGACAAGAUCCGCCUCAACAACGCCAUAUGGAGAGCCUGGUAUAUGCAGUAUGUGGAGAAAAGGGAAAAUCCUGUUUGUCACUUUGCAACCCCUCUCGAUGGAAGUAUGGACUUGGAUGUCCAACGUCCUGCAGAGGGUAGUACCACAGAGGGGAAAUGCUGGAAAAGAAGAAUUGAAAUCGUCAUAAGAGAAUAUCACAAGUGGAGAACAUACUUUAAAAAAAGGUUGCAGAAGCACAAGGAUGACGACCUCUCGAGCUUGCUUAAGGGACCAGAGGAGCAGUUAUCGCUGUUUGGGGAAGUCUCUCCAGACAUGCUCCGUGUCUCCUUUUACCAGGAUGAAGAGGCCGCUGCACGCCGUGUGCAUCAUAGGCUUAAUGAAACCCAUGCCCCUAUGGAGAUGGACCCCCUGUUUGACAUGGAUGUUCUGAUGUCUGAGUUUUCAGACACGUUGUUCUCUACGUUGGCCUCGCACCAGCACAUAGCCUGGCCUAAUCCAAGGGAGAUUGCUCAUGCAGGGAACGCAGACAUGAUCCAACCAGGACUCAUUCCUUUACAACCCAACCUAGACUUCAUGGACUCCUUUGAUCCCCUGCAAGACUUAUUUCACAGCCUCCGUCCGCCCGUCUUCCACUCUGUUUUACCCACUGCAUCAUCUGUCACCCCUCUACCCAGCAGCAGCUCUCAGUCACAGGCCCAGUUAAUGUCCUCCAUGCUCACAAGCAACCACAUCUCCCCUCCUGGGCCCCUGCCCACCCCCUCUCCCAUGGCCAGUCAAACCAGCCAAACAGGUGGCGGCGGCGGCGGCGGCGGCGGCGGCGGUGGUGAUGGUGGUAGUAAUAGUAAUGCUGCCUAUGUACAAAACUACAUGCCUCUGUUUCCUGGGCAGGUGGCGCCCAGUGAUCAAGCAGUCGUUUCCUCAGUCUCUCAGUCAUUAUCCCACGAUCCUCUGGCACAGUGCCUUCCAGGUCAGGACAUGGCCUCAGCAGCACCCAUGGUUCCACUACCCUUGGACAACACCUCAGUGCUGGAUGAGACAGUAGCACAGUCUGUGAUUACACACACAGCCUCCUCUACUGUCACACCCAGCGAUGCAGCAACCACCUUCAGCCACGCCUCAGAAUAUAGCUCCAUAUCCACACAACCUCCAGCUUCUCCUUCCCAACUCCAGCCCUUGGCUCCAUUACCUGCCACUCCUGUCCAGCACCCUCAGACUUUUGCCCUGCCUCGCCCCUUUCUGUCACCUGGUUCAAACAAAAAACGCCUCAUCCUCACAGCCCCUUUCCCAGGUCAUGCCAAUGCAGUAAUUGUUACACCAACACCUCUAAAAGCAGAUGUGGUCCAUAAUACUGGAGUGGUCAUCACUCCUUCUCAACUUAGAGGGGCUCCUGGAUUUCAUGUUUUGUCUAAGACAAAGAAGUCUCCCCAGCCUAUUCUCCCCAAAGGAAAGUCUUAUUCUUCCAGCCGCAGGAAUCAGAAAGCCUCCUCUAGUGUCGGUCACAGUCAGCCGGGAUCAAGUCAAGGAUCACCAUGUGGGUUAGAUCAAGUUCCUAGUCCCCAGUCACUGAUCAGCAGCAGCAGUACACCUCUGGUAAAGAAUGAACAAAAUCAGAGCCGGAGGACAACACACAUAUCUGCUGAGCAAAAGAGACGAUCAAACAUAAACAUUGGCUUUAAAACACUCUGCAACUUGGUUCCCACUCUAAAGUCACAAAUAAAUAUCAGUAAUGCAGUCACAUUGCAGAAGACAGUGGAUCACAUUGGGAAGCUCCAACAGGAGAGGCAGCAGAUGCAGGAAGAGGCCAAGAGACUACGUGAGGAGAUAGAAGAGCUCAACACCUCCAUUAACUCGUGUCAGGAACAGCUUCCUGCGACAGGGGUGCCCAUCAGGCGGCAUCGGGUCAACCACAUGCAAGAGAAGUUCAAUGAAUAUGUAAAGGACCGCACUCUUCAGAACUGGAAGUUCUGGAUUUUCAGCAUCAUUAUCAAGCCUCUCUUUGAGUCAUUCAAUGGGAUGGUGUCAACUACAAGCAGGGCAGAGCUGUGUCAGACCACCCUGCGAUGGCUCGAAAGUCACUGCUCCCUUCCAGUUCUCAGACCCAUGGUGCUGAGUACCCUUCGCCAGCUGAGCACAACCACGUCCAUACUUAGUGAUCCAUCCCUGCUACCUGAAGAAGCCCUCCAGGCCGUCACAAACACAGACACACAGCCUUGCUCUCAGAGGAGGUGAGGUGACCCAAGAGCCACAUGAACCUUUUAACAGCAAUCAUUAAAAUGACAUAUCGCAAGAUUACCUUAUAGCCAUCCAGCAAGGUCACCACGUCUUCCACAGACUUCCCUGAAAAAUAAAUGACAUGAUACUUGCAAGUUAGGACUGGCUUACUUUUACUCUGUAUGUACAAUGGUCAUACAUUUGUUCUGUUGUACAUUGAUUCUUGGGAAUGGUGCACACAGAGUGCGCCAUCUUUUGAAAUUACAUUUAUAUAGUAAAAAUGUCUUUCAUCAUAUUAUAUUUGAAUGACCGAAACUGCUACAAACUUCUCCUGCUUUAGGUGAAGAUCUUCUGAAUACUUUAUUGAAGGGUGGUACUGGUUGUUUGCUUUUUUUAACAACAAUAUAUAUUUAAAUUACUUUCAUAAUGUAAAAACAACAUUGUGUUAAAGGGAAAUAUUGAGUGAUCGUUCAUUUUGUGUUCUCUCUCAGGUGUAAAAGAAUAUGUGGAUAGGAUGUUUUUUUUCACAAGGAGAUGAGAUGAAUGUGGGAUUUUGUAUUAAGACUAGUUGGCAGUGUAGUUUGUGCUUUUUGGAGUCUCUGAAACCUAGAAAAGGUUUCACAGCAGAAUGUAGAGAAUUGCCUGAAACAUGGUGAAGUUGAUCACCAGUGGGCUGGUCUGUGUUUAAUAAGUAUACAGACUGAUCUCAUGAAGUGGCGUAUGUAUGACACGCCAAUUCGUAUGCCAUUUUGGCGUGUUAUCAAGACGCAUAAUCGCUUUUUAGAGUGUUUAUCAAUGCAAUUUGCCCGCCAUUGACCUACAUUACGAGUGAAUUUUCGCCGUAGCGGGUAAUAUAAAGGGACGUAGGCGUAAGGAGGUUGGUUGGGGUGGUGGAUGGGUAAAACAUCCGUUUUUUUGUGUUACUAAAGCCUUUCCCUGU
Molecule: messenger RNA, 3798 nt
Organism: Perca flavescens (yellow perch)
Lineage: Eukaryota; Metazoa; Chordata; Actinopteri; Perciformes; Percidae
Gene: mlxip
Product: MLX interacting protein
Exons: 17
Coding region: 267-2876 (869 amino acids)
Biological process (GO): regulation of transcription by RNA polymerase II
Cellular component (GO): nucleus
Molecular function (GO): DNA-binding transcription factor activity, RNA polymerase II-specific; RNA polymerase II cis-regulatory region sequence-specific DNA binding; protein dimerization activity
Source: RefSeq, a predicted model, not a curated record